AUGGGCGCACGCGGGCCACGCGCACUGGCGCUGUUGUGCGCGUUGCUGAUCAUCAGCGCGCGCACAGCUGCUUACACCGUUGACUGCAACCACGAGUAUACCGACUGCGACACUGAACUUAGUAAACUGACAGCAGAGGAUGAAGAAGUAUCAGCGCUUAGAAUUAUGUCAGCCGGAACUGUUGUAACAGAAGCUCCACAAAACUCUGUACCAACAGCAACCCAAACAGAACUAGUUAAAAAUAGAACGCAAGAGGUAGAAGUAACAACAAUACCAUAUUUACGUGAUGCUACUAUUGAUUAUAAAGUUUCUAUGGACUUCAGAGUGCCUGAAUCUCCACCUACGGAAGUAAAACCUAAAGCAAGGCUGUUGAAUUUAAAUGUAGAUGAGCUACAAAAUUUUGCCAAUGCGCUACACAAUGAAACAAAUUUGAAAGGUCAAAAGAAAAGUCUACCAGAUUUAAGUGAUGUGAAUUUAGACGGAGAUGAUGAUGACGAACCCAGAAUUAUGCCAGUUGAGCCAAAGGCUAAAGAAAUAUCAGAUAAAUUCUACACUAAUCUCCAAGCACCGUUCCAUUCACUGAUAACUUCAGAUCGUGGCUCUGAAGAAGUUGAUACGUGCAAGGAGAAUGAGAUCGCUUAUAAGAUUGGUGAUAGAAUGGAUCGUGGUUGUGAAGAAACAUGUGAAUGCAUGUCCGGAGGGGUUUUUGAAUGCUCUCCUCGCUGCAAACAUCCGUACAUACGAAGAGGUAGACGACUGAGCGAUCCGUUGUGCUUCGAGUCACCGGUCGAUGAAUGCUGUUCAAUAGUCGCUUGCGCUACUGGUACUGAUAAGAAAAUAACGAAACUGGAUGUAUGUAAGUAUGGAAACGACACCUAUCCUGUUGGUGCGACCUGGCAUAUUGGUUGUGAACAGACCUGCAUUUGCGAGCCUAAAGCCAUUGUCACAUGUCAACCCAGAUGUAGUCCACUCCCGGUAUCAGACAAGUGCAUAAACGUGCAGGAUCCCAACGAUGCUUGCUGUGAAGUGCAAGUAUGUGACGUCAGUCACGAUGUACAUGAGGAGCCCGAGAACUCUACAUCAUCUACCACGACAACUACUACCACCACCCCUACAACCGCAACCAUAAAGAUGACUCCUAUUACCAUCACUAGUACUACUGAGAUCAUCAAAGGCUUCGAAGAUUACGAAGAACAAAACCCAGCCAAUAGCAGACCACUAGUGCUGACCGAACCAAUUGGCUCUGUUAAGGUUUUACAGAAUAACUCGGUGCAAGUCAAUCUGAUGCAUAUGAACAAUAGUGAAGAUCCCAUUCACCUUCUCCUCAGCAAUAACGGAGGAAAGUCUUUUAAUGACGUUGAAUUGAAGUAUUCAAACCUCAUCUUAAACUUGGAAGGUGGAAGAGACUAUAUACUGAAGACCAAAGAGACUGGUACAAAAUUCAACUUUACGAUAACAGCAUCUGAUAAUAAUAAAGUUCCAUAUGAGAUCGACGAUAGUAACACAAAGAUUGGUUGCUAUCAAGAUGGUAAAUUUUACAGUGUAGGAGAAGAAUUUCAUAUUGGGUGUGAGCAGCUUUGCGAGUGUACAGGCUUGAACACUCGAGAGUGUGCAGCUUUAAUCUGCCCAUCACAUGUCGGACUCGAGUUGGUUUCUAAGGGCUGUGUAAGAUGGGCCCCAAAUCCUCCUGCGUCACCACCUAACUGCUGCCCAAGGUCGGCGAGGUGCUUAAGCGAUGGAACCUGUCAUUACAAAGGAAUAGCGGUUCCGAAUUGGAGCGAAGUACCUAUAUCCCUCACUGGCUGUGAACAGCGUUGCUUCUGUGAGAACGGAGAAUUGGACUGCCAAGAGGUCUGCUCUCCUCUUCCUUCUGUUCCUCCUCAGAGUCUUAGGUGUCCACCCAACCAUCGGCCCGCUGCUGUUAAUAUAUCUGAUGAAGACUGUUGUAAGCAGUGGGGCUGUGUUCCAAACGCAGAAAACGAACAAAAUCAAGCUUUUCAGACUUACGCCAUACCGACAAUGGGUGAAGUAAUGACUUAUGUGACACCUCUACCUCCUCUACUGCCAACACUAUCACAAGUUAUGCCUAGCCCUACCGCUACAACUGACUCCAUUGACUUUUACAGACAUUUAAGCCCCGUGAAAUCCUUAUCAAAAUAUAUGAAAACAGCAUCUAUGGCUCCUAAAUACGAUUACAUGGAAAUAGCCUCUCCUCCUCCUGAUUCAAGUCAAGUUCAAGGAGAUAACAUUACUGUCUUUACUCUAGAUGACGUUGAAUCUCCAUUUAAAACAAUUCAUCCAGAACCAACGUUAGCUGGUGUUAAUAAUAAUAACAAUCACUGGGAGAUCCCAAAUAGGAGACCAGAUUUGCCCAAAUUACAGCAGCCUUAUAGAAAACCUCAAACUAUUUAUAAUACUUAUUCAUAUCCUGAAAAACAUAACAUGAUUUCAACCGAAAAUGAUAGCCAAGACUAUGGGUAUCACAAUCCAUCGAAUGUUCAAACCGAGACUCCAAAGCUGACCAUUCCCGACAAAAAUUUUAAAUUUUCAUAUGAGCCUGUAAGAAAAGUUCCUCUUUCAACGGUUGAAAAUAUGAACUUCUUUUUACCAUCUUUUGAAAGACACAGACCAGUCCCUGAUAAUUCCUAUUCUAAAUAUCAGAUUGAUACGACACCUUUGAAAUCCAAUGCAUUAGCAGAACCUGUAAAAUUGACCCAAAAAUUUUUUGAACCUGCAAUGGUUAAUGCCUCUCUUAACUAUCAUCGUCCUUCGGUUUCUUAUCCCAAGGCUCAAAUUAGUCAAAGCCAAACUUUAUCUCGUGAUAAGCCUGUACUUAGGAAACAAGUGACAAUACUAAAGACGAAAGACUUGAAGAACCCGAAAUCGACUGAGAUGUACAACAAUGGUGGAAUAUGGGGCGAACAAUCGAAGAAGCAUGUUUUGACUAAACUACCCAAUCCAUAUGAGACUGUAUUACUUAGGGCCGUGCCCAAUCCUAAAAUACACAUUGCACCGUCAAGGUUCAAUCCGAAUUCUAAGAUACCACAAUUACCUGUGAAAACAUACACAGCAAUGGAUCUUGAACAUCUGCUGAAUCAAAUGGAAGUGGAGUCUGUAGUGAAUAAGAACCUGGGACGGUCAGCAGGGAAAGAGGAUGAUACCGAAGGUCAGCCAGUCUCGGAGCCGUCACAUCCACCUUUUCUACCGACCAUUGGUCCCGAAAUCCACUUUCCUCAAGAAGACAUUCCCGACUAUGAUCAAAAUAACAUACACCGUCCAGCAAACCCUAUAGAACCUGCGUUGGCAGGUCUACCUCCAGGAUUAACAUUACCGCCACCAUAUGGAGAUAAUAAUAAGAAGCUGAGUGUGAUCUCUUUGCAAGCAGAUUCACCAACUAGUGUAAAGAUGCUGUUUGGAUUACCAUCUGUAUUAGUCGGUUUAAGAGGCAGCGUGGACUUGAGAUAUACUGAUAAGGCUGAGCCCGACAUAACUCACUGGUACUCUCAAGUGUUUGCUCCUGCUGAUGAGGUGUUAACCACGCCUCGUUUGGAGUUCCGACUCACAGGAUUGAAACCAUCAACUAUUUACAAGAUUAAAGGCAAACUUUAUCUACAUAACCUGCCUGUGGAGCCAGAGAGCGAGAUUUAUACUGUACGAACACAGGAUCAACCAACGUCGGUGCCGAUGGAGGAGAAGCGUCGAGAAAUUGAUAGCCGUCUAACAGUGAUGGAAGUGAACGACACUACUGCGCACGUUAGCUGGAGACACUUCAACGAGCAGGAGCUGAUGUAUAUCGAUGGAAUACAAAUUAGGUAUCGCCCAGUAGGCACACCAAUCUACAGUAUGACAGAGUUACUUCACCACAGUCGUUUAUCAGCCGAGUUAAAUGACCUACGACCUGAUACAAAAUAUGAAGCAUCUUUAAUUCUUAUUCCACCACCAAAGAGCGUCACUGAAUUGGUAGAUCCUUCUCAAGUAGAGUUCAAGACGGAGCCUUAUGUUGAUCCCUAUAACUGGACGGUGACCAUCGAAACCAGAGCAGUCGGUGCCGGAGCAACAGAAGUGAUGUGGAAGGGCGUCCCAGCUCCAGCUGAACGCUGGGUGCGGGUCUUCCGAGCUGCUCAUGCUUGCAUUCCCCCUGGUGGUAGCGAUAAACGUGAUCUACAUGACAUGCAUGACUUCGAUAUACAAGGACAUGAUCACGACAGACAUGAGAGGGAUGCCUUUAGAUUGGCUGCUAGGGACCUGCCACCGGCGAUUACAAUUUCUGGAUUGCUGCCGAAUACCAAGUGUCGCGUGUGGCUCGAGUUGUUCCUAUCAAACGGAAAAGUGAAGACAAGUAAUGUUUUGGAGAUCAACACUAAAUCUUUGGACCAUCCAGAACCGGUAGACAAUGAGAUAGAAUCAUCGUCAUCAGUGUCAGCUCGUCACGGCGACUACUACGGCGCGCUGGUGGGGGUUGGCGCGGUGGCUGCGCUGGGCGCUCUCAGUUCUCUGCUGCUGCUGCUCAUCGUACUGCGCAGGCAUAGGCCAAGAUCUGUGCCCAUCACUACCGUGCCAUCCGCUCCCCGUGAGUCAUCUCUCCCACCGUACGAUAAUCCUGCGUACAAACUAGAGUUACAGCAGGAAACUAUGGAUCUCUGA
Molecule: messenger RNA, 4644 nt
Organism: Arctia plantaginis
Lineage: Eukaryota; Metazoa; Arthropoda; Insecta; Lepidoptera; Erebidae
Source: the annotation of a GenBank genome assembly